CUAAAUGAAUAUUCAUAAAUAAUUUCAUUUAAUUAUAGAAAUUUUGAAAGAGUACAUAUUUAAAUAUUCAUAAUUUCAAAAAAAAUAAUUAUCGAUGGUAUUUUAUUUCAAUCCAUUUGAUUCGGACAUAAUAUUUUUCAAUAUUGGACCAGCCGGACUGAAGGCCUAAACUAUGUUGUCCAAAAUCGAAUCUAAAUCUAUUCGGCCCAUCUUUCAUUCAUUAGGCCCAACAGGUGAUGAACCGAUUGUAACACCUUACCUAAUUACCCAUAGGCCAACGGUCCUCAGAUCCAACGCCGCCGAACCGGGGAAAUGUCGACGGCGACGGCGACGGCGAAACGGAUGAAUGAAAUGGCUUCAGAUCCAUACUAUCUUCUCCACUUCAUUGCAUUCUUCUCCUACAUCCCUCUGCGCUGCUCCGCCGCCUGUUUUCUCCUUCCCUCUCGCUCAUCUCUCCUCCUCAAGCGCGAAAUUCAAGCAGUUGUUGCUUUUACUGUGAUAUCUGUUGUGAAGACUGUGAGGGCGGAAACAUGGCAGACUGUCAUUUCAGAUACUCUGUUUUUUGCAAAGAUUUUUCUUACAGCACUCGCUUUAGUAAUGGAUUAUCAUUUGGCAUUCGGGUACGCAUUGGUAUUCAUAGUUACACAUAUUCUAACACAACAGCCUCCGUAUGAAGGUUUAGGCAAUUCAAUCCAAUUAACCCCGCUGCACUUGGAGGCUUUGCUUACUGAAGGAAACACUUCAAGAUUUUGGUUGGUUGGUAUAAUGAAUCAUAUUUUCUAUUUUAAACGGAAUCCUUUUGAAUAUUGAUACCCACUCUAUGACUCUUAGUAUCAUAAUAUGGCAUCAUCACUCCUCACCCUUGGAUCUCAGUUAAAGCACAUCUAUGGUCCAUAUCAAGUCAUUUUUUUCUAGUUAGGUUCCGUCUCCUAGAAGGUCGAAUCCAAGUGUGAGAUUUUUUCAAAGGUAUAGAGGAGCUCUCUACCUAUAUAUGAUUUCUUCAACGAUGCGGGCGAAGCUUCCUGACCCGACUUUCAUCCUUCUUGAAACCAAGUAGAAUUUCGCGCAUUGUCUACAUCGACUUGUAUAUGUACCAGUUCGUUUUUCCCUGAACUCUCAAUUACAUAUUCAAACAAAAAUUUAUCGUUUGGGGUGGUUGAUCUUGGUCUCUUCCCAAAUGCUGCAGAAAAGUUUGAAAUCUCGUUGGCACGUUUGAACCAACUUCCACUGUAUAUACUAUUUGAGAAUGGAACUGAGGUCACACGUUUUCCUGAGUUAGAUUUUCAGGGAACAGUUUUCAGCUCUUCCAUUACAAAGAAACUUUUAUGCAAGCACUUUGAACUUGACAAGCGGCUUCUGGAUUACAUUGUCGGCAAGUAGAGAAAUGAGAGACUCGCUGGAAAAAUGGAGGGUUGUUACGCAGCACAUUAGUCGGUCUAGACCAUUAAAAUGCAGGCUUUUCAGCUUCUCAUUCAAAAAAUUUAAUCUCGUCCCGGAGACAGUAGCAGCACGAGAACAGAUUUCUCGAACGGGGGUCAAAAAAAGACCGCGCGCUAUUUCUGUGCAAUGCACAUGAGCUGUGAUUGUAAUGUAUUUCUCUGUCUUUGCUUUUGUUUAUUUACAUUCUAAAAUCUAAAUGAUAUACCACAUAACCAUAAGUUAGAUUAGUUUUACGUCCCAACUCAACCCAACUCUUGAACCAGUAAAACUGAAAGAUAAAU
Cuscuta campestris is the source of this 1721-nucleotide messenger RNA. NCBI's taxonomy places the organism in Eukaryota, Viridiplantae, Streptophyta, Magnoliopsida, Solanales, Convolvulaceae. The record is from the annotation of a GenBank genome assembly.